AUGGUGAAGUCUAAUGCACCGGGGCUGAUGCUCCUGACUCUCUUGGCCGUGGCCUCGAACGCCCAUACUUGGGUUGAACAACUCACGGUCAUUGCCCCCAACGGAACCUUCAUCGGAUCUCCAGGCUAUCCGCGCGGGAACGUCCCUCGUACCGCGCCCAACUUCAACGACGGCACCAUGACCCAUUUGCUAUCAGCGACGGACGCCAAAAACAUGUCCGCCGUCACCGGUGACAUGUGCAUGAACUCGCAGAAGAAGCAAGUCCAGAGCGAGGGAAAUCCCCGACUGCAGGCAGCCGCGGGAGAUGCCAUCGCCCUUCGAUACCAGGAGAAUGGCCAUGUGACGCUGCCCGACACGCAGGCCGGCAAGCCCAAGAACCGCGGGACGGUGUAUGUCUACGGCACCACCGAUCCCAAGGAGAAUGAUCGACUGGAGGCCAUCCACAAGGUCUGGAACAAGGACGGUAGCGGCGGCGAUAAACGCGGCGUGCUGUUGUCCACCCAGGACUUCGACGACGGCCAGUGCUAUCAGAUCAACGGCGGUGCCAUCUCCCAGAAGCGCCAGACUGACUUUCCCCACCAGGCGGAUCAGUUGAUGGGCGCCGAUCUGUGGUGUCAGCAGGAUAUCAGGCUGCCGCAGAAUCUUCCCUCGGACAAGCCCUACACCCUCUACUGGGUCUGGGAUUGGCCGACUGCCAAGGGCGUCGAUCCGGGCUUGCCUGGCGGAAAGCAAGAGGUUUAUACGACUUGUAUGGACGUGGACGUGGUCAAGAAGCCCAACACGCAAGAACGCAUGCCUGUCAAGUAUGUCGACGGUCAAUCUCUGAAUCGCGCCGCUGUCAAGGCCCGUUUCAUCGGAACGAUGGGCUCCAGUUUCGACGUUCCUCUUAACGACGACGGUGGAGAUGCAAGCAGCACUUCGCAAGGCGCGGACAUGGAGUCAGCCACUUCUGCUUCAUCGCCAACACCGACCGGGUCUCAAGAUGACGAGAAUCAAGAUGGGGGUGAUGAUAGUGCUGGUGAGAGUGAGGAUGCAAGCAGCACCUCGCAAGACUCGGUGGGAUCAGUCACCGAGUUUUCAUUCCCAACACCGACUGGGCCCCAAGACGAGAGCGACAAGAAUACCGAAGAGAUUGAAGAUGCCAGCAGCACCUCGCAAGACGCGGCGUCGGAAUCAACUACUCUGGUAACUUCAUUCUCAGCACCGACCGGAACCCUCGACGAUCCUGAUCAAGAUGAGAAUGGCGACGAGAGUACCGGUGAAGGUGAAGAUACAAGCAGCUCUUUGCAACCCGCAGUCUUCGUGCAGCCCACGACAACUCCAACAUCGCCUGAGCCGGUCACAUUGACCACAUUCAAGACAGUGGUGAAGACCGUCCAGCCCAGUGGUUGCUCGGGAUCGUAUUGA
Molecule: messenger RNA, 1407 nt
Organism: Aspergillus melleus
Lineage: Eukaryota; Fungi; Ascomycota; Eurotiomycetes; Eurotiales; Aspergillaceae
Exons: 1
Coding region: 1-1407 (468 amino acids)
Source: RefSeq, a predicted model, not a curated record